Arabidopsis arenosa is the source of this 1465-nucleotide messenger RNA. The record is from the annotation of a GenBank genome assembly. NCBI's taxonomy places the organism in Eukaryota, Viridiplantae, Streptophyta, Magnoliopsida, Brassicales, Brassicaceae.
AUUAUAUGUGAAGCAGAACAAAAGCAAAAUCUAAAGAGACAGAGUCAGAGAGAGAGGAAGAAGAAGAACAAGAGUCAGUGAGCUGCAAUGGCGGAUUCUCACUCUGUCAACAAUCAGCUCUCGAGACACACUUCUAUUUUUGGUUUACGUUUAUGGGUUGUUCUCGGCGUUUGCGUUGGAGCCGCGAUCGUUCUUUUACUUGUUCUCAUCUCUCUCUGGUUCAUUUAUAGACGAAGCAACAAGAACAAAGCUCUUGAGUCUUCUUCUAAAUCUAACCAUACGAUUGUUCCCGUUGUUUCCAAGGAGAUUCAAGAGAUUCGACCUCCAAUUCAACCCGACCCAACACCGGAGCCACACCAAAACCAAGCUGUGUCUAAACAAAGAGAAGACGAUAACAAAAUUCACAUCGAAAUUGGAAAAGAUCAUCGGAUUUCGUACCCGGAGAGAGGUGGUUGGACUGGUUCCGGGUCUGGGUCUGGGUCGGGUGAUCAGGGUUUACUUAUGUCGUCAGGUCCUGAGGUCUCUCAUUUAGGUUGGGGACAUUGGUAUACGUUGAGAGAGCUUGAGGUUUCUACUAAUGGAUUUGCUGACGAGAAUGUGAUCGGACAAGGAGGUUAUGGGAUUGUGUAUAGAGGUGUUCUUGAGGAUAAAUCAAUGGUGGCUAUAAAGAAUCUGCUCAACAACAGGGGACAAGCUGAGAAAGAAUUUAAAGUCGAAGUCGAAGCUAUUGGUCGAGUGAGACAUAAGAACCUGGUGAGAUUGCUUGGUUAUUGCGUUGAAGGAGCUCAUAGGAUGUUAGUUUACGAGUAUGUCGAUAAUGGGAAUUUAGAACAAUGGAUUCACGGUGGUGGGUUGGGAUUUAAGAGUCCUCUGACUUGGGAGAUUAGGAUGAACAUUGUUCUUGGGACAGCUAAAGGGUUAAUGUAUUUACACGAAGGGAGGAGUCCUGUGGAUUAUAGCCGGGCUCCGGGAGAAGUGAAUCUUGUGGAAUGGUUGAAGAGAAUGGUGACGAAUCGAGAUGCGGAAGGAGUUUUGGAUCCGAGGAUGGUGGAUAAACCGUCGUUAAGGUCAUUGAAGCGUACCCUUUUGGUAGCUUUAAGAUGUGUUGAUCCUAAUGCUCAAAAGAGGCCUAAAAUGGGUCAUAUCAUUCACAUGCUUGAAGCUGAGGACUUAAUCUCUAAAGAUGAUCGGAGAAACUCCGGUGGAGGAGGAGGAGGAGGUAUAGAACAGGGAAGGUCACCGCGGAGGAAGACAAAUGUGAAUGAAUCAGAGGAUGAGAGUGGUGAUUCUGUUCUGAUUAACAAUGACCAAUUAGCUUUGGAGAAGAAGGAGAGUCAGUAAAAAAAAGAAAGCUUUGGCAUUAUAAUUUUGUUUACUAUUUUUGAAUUUUUUUUUUCUUGUGUGUGUAUGUAUGUGUGUGUGUAGAUUCUUGUAAUUUUGCAAUAAUUAAAAAUGGGGAUUGCUU